Messenger RNA from Gastrolobium bilobum, 2801 nucleotides. RefSeq names its product 1,4-alpha-glucan-branching enzyme 3, chloroplastic/amyloplastic. Gene Ontology annotation, molecular function: 1,4-alpha-glucan branching enzyme activity; cation binding; hydrolase activity, hydrolyzing O-glycosyl compounds. Gene Ontology annotation, biological process: glycogen biosynthetic process. NCBI's taxonomy places the organism in Eukaryota, Viridiplantae, Streptophyta, Magnoliopsida, Fabales, Fabaceae. The transcript is spliced from 19 exons. Bases 43 to 2295 code for a protein of 750 amino acids. Gene Ontology annotation, cellular component: cytoplasm. The record is from RefSeq and is a predicted model, not a curated record.
AAAGCAUUGAAGGAUCUGAAAGAUGAAAUUUUAACCCGGCACAUGAACUUAAAGGAGGUGUCUUCUGGGUAUGAGCUAAUGGGUGUGCAUCGGCAUCCAGAACAUCGGGUGGAUUAUAUGGAAUGGGCUCCAGGGGCUCGCUAUUGUGCAAUUAUUGGUGACUUCAAUGGAUGGUCACCUACAGAAAAUUGUGCAGGAGAGCGUUACUUUGGUUAUGAUGAUUAUGGAUAUUGGUUUAUCAUUCUUCAGGAUAAGCUUAGAGAGGGAGAAGAGCCAGAUAAACUAUAUUUUCAACAGUAUAACUAUGUAGAUGAUUAUGAUAAAGGUGAUAGUGGUGUCACCAUGGAAGAGCUCAUUAAGAAAUCAAAUGAUGAGUACUGGCAACCGGGAGAAGACCGUUACCUAAAAAAUCGUUUAGAGGGGCCAGUAAAGUUAUACGAGCAGAUAUUUGGUCCUAAUGGACCGCAAACUCUGGAAGAGUUGGAGGACAUACCAGAUGCUGAAACGAGAUAUAAGGCAUGGGCAGCAGAGCAUGGACAUUCCCGUCAUGCUGUGAUUGAUAGGGGCAAGGAGUAUGACAUAUAUAGUGUGAUAGUUGAUCCCGAAUGGCGAGAAAAAAUUCGUGCACUGAAACCUCCUGUAGCAUACUGGUUUGAGACUCGUAAAGGUAGGAAGGCAUGGUUGAAAAAGUAUAUUCCUGGCAUUCCUCAUGGAAGCAAGUACAGGGUCUACUUUAACACUCCAAGUGGACCAUUGGAGCGGGUACCUGCUUGGGCUACAUAUGUUCAGCCAGAUGUAGAUGGAGGGCAAGCUUACGCGAUCCACUGGGAACCAACCCCUGAGCAUGCAUACAAAUGGAAAAACACAAGCCCCAAAGUACCAAAAUCCCUGAGGAUAUAUGAAGCUCAUGUUGGAAUUAGUGGAUCUGAGCAAAAAAUUUCCUCAUUUAAUGAUUUCACCGACAAGGUUCUUCCUUACAUAAAGGAAGCGGGUUACAAUGCAAUCCAGUUGAUUGGAAUUGCGGAGCACAAGGAUUAUUUUACUGUUGGUUACAGAGUUACCAAUUUUUAUGCUGUUAGUAGUCGAUAUGGCACUCCUCACGACUUUAAGCGAUUAGUUGACGAGGCCCAUGGACUAGGAUUGCUGGUCUUCUUAGAUAUUGUCCAUUCAUACGCAGCUGCAGAUGAGAUGGUUGGAUUAUCAAUGUUUGAUGGAUCUAAUGACUGUUAUUUUCAUUCUGGUAAACGAGGGCAACACAAAUUCUGGGGAACCAGAAUGUUCAAAUAUGGCGACCCUGAUGUUUUGUAUUUCCUUCUCUCAAACUUGAACUGGUGGGUUGUGGAGUAUCAAAUUGAUGGUUUCCAGUUCCAUUCAGUUUCAUCUAUGAUGUAUACUCACAAUGGUUUUGCUUCUUUUACUGGUGACUUGGAUGAGUACUGCAACCAAUAUGUUGACAAGGACGCACUAUUAUAUCUUAUUUUGGCCAAUGAGAUACUACAUUUUUUUCACCCAAAUAUUGUCACAAUAGCGGAAGAUGCAACAUAUUAUCCUGGAUUAUGUGAGCCAACUUCUCAAGGUGGAUUGGGAUUUGAUUACUAUGUCAACCUUUCUGUGUCCGAGAUGUGGUCAACUUUUCUUGACAGUGUUCCUGAUCAUGAAUGGAGCAUGACUAAGAUUGUUAACACAUUAAUUUCCAAUAGAGAAUAUGCCAAUAAGAUGCUUAUGUAUGCUGAAAAUCACAACCAGAUGAUCAGAUUGAUCACGUUAACAAUUGGUGGUCGUGCCUAUUUGAACUUCAUGGGCAAUGAAUUUGGGCAUCCAAAGAGAGUUGAGUUUCCAUCAUCAAGCAACAACUUCUCAUAUUCACUUGCUAAUCGUCAGUGGGAUCUUUUGGCAAAAGAUGGAAUUUACAGUGAUUUGUUUUCCUUUGAUAAGGAUAUGAUGAAGCUGGAUGAAAAUGAGCGAGUGCUCUCACGAGGUUUACCAAACUUACACCAUGUGAAGGACAGUUCAAUGGUCAUAUCUUAUAUCAGAGGCCCCCUUCUCUUUAUUUUCAAUUUUCAUCCAACAGAUUCUUAUGAUAGUUACAGUGUAGGUGUAGAAGAAGCUGGGGAGUAUCAAGUUAUUCUGAACACAGAUGAAAUAAAAUAUGGAGGUCAGGGGAGGCUUAAAGAAGAACAGUAUUUUCAAAGAACUGUCAGCAGAAGAGUUGAUGGCCUUCGAAACUGCUUAGAGGUGUCACUCCCUAGCAGAACUGCUCAGGUUUACAAGUUAAGGCGGAUUUUGAGAAUUUGAGGCAUUCUGCAGGUGGAUAAGAACUUGGAUUACAUUUUACCACCAAAAGCUUUCCUUGGUAUGUAAGAAAAAUAGAAGUUUUCAUAUGAUCCUCAAUAUUGUAUACAUGAAAGUGCAGAAGAUGGUUAAUUGAAUGGGUUGAUAGUUAACCACUCUCCGAGGUUACCACUGACCACAGCUGCUACAUGGGUUAUCCUAUAAUCUCUGGGAAAGCAUUCAGAAAAAAUGGAUCCUAAAUUAUUGAACAUGCAAGGUACUUAAAUAUGGCACUGCAUGUUCUCUGAUAAUAUGAACCCAGAAUUAUGCUUGUAAACCCUAUUGAUCUAUAUUCCACAAAUGUCACGGGUUCUGUGUAGAGUUUUAUUUGAGACUAAUAAGGUGGAACUUAUGUUAAAGGAUACAUAAAUGUAGAAUGCGGUAACUAAAAUCGUCAUAUACACUGGGACUGAACAUUUCUAAUUAGAGAAUGUACAUUUCUAAUUAGAGGAUGCAUUAAAUAUCAGCCA